GAAAAUUCAGAUUCUCUUUGUUUUAAUUGUUAAUUAGAUUUCGUAAUUAAUCCGUUUAUUUAUUUUUCUCCAUUGUUUUAUAUCAACAUUCGAUUACAAUUAGAGGGUUUCCAUUCGAGGCAACCAGUGUCUCUAUUUGUUCAUCGUCAGCAGUUAAUUCAUUUUUCUGAUGUUACUGAUUUUUUAGGCAUUAAUCUAACCAUAAUUUAAAUUUAUUUCUUCCAUCUUGUAAAACACCAAAUUAAAGACCAAAAAACAACUACUAUGGGUGCUAAAGUCUCUCGUGAUAACUAUGAAUGGGUUGGAAGUGAUGAACCUCAUGCUACUCGGCGAAAGCUUAUCCUUGCUAAAUAUCCGCAAAUUAAAAAUCUAAUGAAAGUUGAUCCCAAUUUUAAAUGGAUCGUUUUGUCACUUGUGAUGAUACAAAUAAUUACUGUGAUACUUUUACGUAAUGUUACCUCUUGGCUAAUUUUAUUUCCAUUAUGUUAUUUUAUCACUGGAACAAUUAAUCAUGCACUUAUGCUUGCCGUUCAUGAGAUUGCUCAUUCCCAAGCAUUUGGACCUAAUCGUGUACUGGCCAACAGGAUUUUCGGAAUGAUUGCCAACCUACCACUUGGUGUUCCAAUGUCAGUUUCCUUUAAAAAGUAUCACCUUGAACACCAUAGAUACCAGGGAGAUGAUAUUCUUGACACCGAUAUACCCUCUAAAUUUGAGGCUCGUUUCUUUACAACAACCUUUCUAAAGGUCAUCUGGGUCAUGUUACAACCCUUUUUCUACACAAUGAGACCUCUUUUCGUCCAUCCAAAGCAGCCAACAUCUCACGAAUUCAUUAAUCUUGCCUUUCAACUUACCUUUGAUAUAAUUAUCGGAUUAACUUGUGGUUGGCAUCUUGUUUUCUACCUUAUUCUGGCCAAUAUAAUUUCAAUGGGUUUACAUCCGGUUGCUGGUCACUUUAUCUCUGAACAUUAUAUCAUGUUUGACCGGGAGAAAGUUAAAAUGGAUGAAACAUCUUCUGUCACUCAAAAUGGUGGAAAAUUUUUCAUACCUGAAACAUGCUCUUAUUAUGGUAUACUUAAUUAUCUUACCUUUAAUGUUGGAUAUCAUGUUGAACAUCAUGAUUUCCCUUCAAUACCUGGUUCUAAAUUACCUUUGGUACGUCAAAUUGCACCAGAAUUUUAUAAUCAUCUACAUCAUCAUACCUCUUGGGUUAAAGUUAUCUAUCAAUAUAUUAUUGAUCCAUCGGUUGGACCUUUUGCCAGAGUUAAAAGGCCACACAAAUUUGGUACCACACAAGUUGAAACAAAUGACGAUGCACAAAUAAUUAAAAAUGGUUCAAUUACCAAAAAUCAUCAUGAUAAUAAUCCAAUUGACAAGAAACACUCUUGAUUUGUGUAUAUGAUCACAAUCAAUUAGGAAUUACAAUAAUUAUCAUCAUCAUCAUCAUCAUCAUAAAUUCCCAUAAUCAUCUUCAUCAUCACUAGUCUUUAUUAAGCAUAUUAUCCAAUUUCAAUCAAAUUAACCAGAAAAGAAAAUUAACUUUGGAAAAUUUUGGCAUAAUAAUUAUAUUUUGUAUAAUAUUAAUUGCGAAUCAACAAACAUACAAAUUGGCAGAAUUUAUUUUCUAUUUUCGAUUGUUAACCAACAGAUGGAGCCAGUGAAUUUCGACUUUUCCUUAAUUUGAUUUUUUGUUUCUAAGGUGAAAGUGAAUAAACUUGUUUUACUUGUU
Panonychus citri (citrus red mite) is the source of this 1726-nucleotide messenger RNA. RefSeq names its product sphingolipid delta(4)-desaturase DES1-like (gene ifc). Gene Ontology annotation, molecular function: sphingolipid delta-4 desaturase activity. Gene Ontology annotation, cellular component: membrane. Gene Ontology annotation, biological process: ceramide biosynthetic process. The transcript is spliced from 3 exons. Lineage: Eukaryota; Metazoa; Arthropoda; Arachnida; Trombidiformes; Tetranychidae. The record is from RefSeq and is a predicted model, not a curated record. Bases 265 to 1386 code for a protein of 373 amino acids.